AUGUUAGCUGAAUUAGAUGCUAAUCUCUACGUCCUGAAGACACAGAGGAGCGCCACAGCCGCCUCAGCAGAAGCAGCAGUCUACGAGGCAGCCGCAGUGGAGGAGAAGGAUCCUCUCUCCGACUUGGUCCAGAUCUUGCCUCAGGACACCGCUCAACGCACCAGCGAGUACGUGCAGGCCCACUACAACGACCCACAGCAGAAAGCUUCGGUCCCGCAGCCGCCUGACACCACCUCCAACGCACGAGCACCAUCUCCACCGCCUCCAGCCUCUGUAGCACCAGAUCCAGUUCAGUGGUACCCGCUUCCUACCGAGUCAAAUCUCCAUAAUGUUUUGUUUAAAAAUGAGCCUUGGGGCAUCUUUGUCCGUAAGUGA
Molecule: messenger RNA, 375 nt
Organism: Knipowitschia caucasica
Lineage: Eukaryota; Metazoa; Chordata; Actinopteri; Gobiiformes; Gobiidae
Source: the annotation of a GenBank genome assembly